CCAUGCGAGAUAUGAGAGAGACAAAGGACGACAAUGCUCGGAAAGGAGAGUAGUAAACCGAACGGUACUGUCGAUAUACACUCGCAAAUAAGUGUUAUUAAAGUAAUUUGACCUUACAAGUUGCCGGAUAACUCGGUUAUUUUACUAGAGUAACCUUUGUGAAUCAAAGAUGCCUGCUGCGAAUAACGAUACGAGGGGAACCAUCCAAAUUGUAACCUGGUCUUGAGAUAUCGGUAACCCUGAACGCAAACAAUUCUGCAACGAUAAAAUAGCAUAAUCAACGGUGCAACGGAGAAAAUGUCGUGCUCGAGUGAUCUUUCACGAUCGCAGGAAUAUCUCAGCUUCCGUAGCUCUAUACCGCUCAGAAAAAUUAUCGUCGACGCCGAUGGCACCAAGGGUUGGAAAGUAUACGAUUCUAGUCCAAAAACUAUCAAGUGCCCACUCGUAUGUCUUCCACCAGUCAGUGGAACUGCCGAUGUUUUUUUUAAACAAGUCUUGGGUUUAGCAGCCAAAGGAUACAGAAUUAUAUCGGCCGAACCACCGGUGUACUGGAAUAUCAAGGAAUGGUGCGAAGGAUUUAAAAAAUUGUUAGACUACAUGGAGCUAGAUAAGGUGCACCUUUUUGGCGCCUCAUUAGGUGGCUUUCUGGCCCAAAAGUUCACCGAGUUGAACGCUCAUUGUCCCAGAGUAGUAUCGUUGGUACUGUGUAAUACGUUCACAGAUACGUCGGUGUUCAGUUACAACGACUCCGCAGCAGUCUUUUGGAUUUUACCAUCGUUGGUAUUGAAAAAGAUGGUAAUGGGAAACUUCGUAACCGACAAGGUCGACGGAGAGAUAGUAGAAGCCAUUGAUUUUAUGGUAGAGAGAUUGGAGAGCUUGACACAACCGGAAUUGGCAUCUCGAUUAACCAUGAAUUGCGUCAAUUGCUAUGUACAGCCGCAAAAGAUAUGCCAUUUGCCCAUCACGAUUAUAGACGUUUUUGACGAGUACGCGUUAUCGAAUGCGGUGAGAGAGGAAGUGUACAAGUGUUACCCAAAUGCUAAAUUGGCUCACUUAAAAAGCGGUGGAAAUUUUCCAUAUUUAAGUCGAGCGGCAGAAGUAAAUUUACAUUUGCAGAUACACUUGAGGCAGUUUGAAGGUACCGAGUAUGCUGCUUCAAAAGGAAAGAAGUCAUAGCGUUACUUAUAAGUUGUCAUAUCGACAUGCAUUAUAUAUAUAUGUAUGUGUGUGAUCCCCUUUUUAUUCCCCAGUCAUCGACUAACCUAAUUUACGCGUUAUGGAUAAUGCACGUCCACUAACGCGUACGAUUAUAAUAGUAAUUUUUAAACGUUUUUCAAAUAUAUUCGCCAUAUCAAAUAUGCCUAAAUAUCCUACGUAUAUAGAUACUAGUAUUACGAAACGUUUACUCUAUUUUUAUCAUGAUGUUUGGGAAUGCAUCUUGUUAUAUUUUCUUAGGCGAAUAUUUACCGGUUCCAAGUCCCUUCGUUUCAAAUUUGAAUUUGAAAUACUGAAAACAUCGUGCAUCGUUCGUAAUGGAACGAUAACAUGUAGGACAUAAUUUUUAUGAAGGAAAGAAAACUGGAAAAAGUGUUCAUCAUAGAUAACGAACUCAAUUAUAUAUAAUUAAGUAUAAAGUAGAUAAGGAAAAGAAAAAAAAAAAAG
This is a messenger RNA of Eufriesea mexicana, 1662 nucleotides long. Its product is annotated as maspardin. The transcript has 8 exons. NCBI's taxonomy places the organism in Eukaryota, Metazoa, Arthropoda, Insecta, Hymenoptera, Apidae. The record is from RefSeq and is a predicted model, not a curated record. The coding region runs from base 298 to 1176 and encodes 292 amino acids.